AUGACGUUGCCAUGGAAACAGCUUCUACUGUUAUCAAUCAUUGACUGUCUGGCAGAUUGUCUGGACAGUGGAUCAUACCAUGGUCCAAGAUGGCGGAUGGAGCCAGGUGACUUGUUCAUUCCUGUCGACUCCAUAGAAGAAGAAGCUACUCUGACCUGUGAUGCUAAAGGAAUACCACCUCCUCAGUACAGAUGGUCAUUGAAUGGGACUCUCAUAAAUCUGGGCCUGGAUCGCCGGCGGCGUCUGUCUGGGGGCAACCUCAUUAUAAGCAGUCUGGACCGCUACCAGGAUGUGGGGAUGUACCAGUGUAUGGCGUACAACACUGUAGGAGCUAUCCUCAGCAGGAGGGCAAGUCUGCAGUUUGCCUACUUAGAUCAUUUCAAAGUCCACACCAGAAGCGCAGUGUCAGUCCGAGAGGGACAAGGAGUGGUGCUGCUUUGUGGGACGCCCACUUCCUCAGGAGACCUUACGUAUGCAUGGGUCUUCAAUGAGUACCCGUACUUUGUUCAACAAGACAAUCGGCGUUUCGUCUCCCAGCAGACAGGAAACCUUUACAUUGCCAAGGUGGAGCCCUCUGACGUGGGUAACUACACUUGCGUAGUGAUGAACAGCAUCACGAAGGGCAAAGUUCAUAGCUCACCCACGUCUCUGAUCCUCAGGACAGAUGGAGUGAUGGGAGAAUACGAGCCGAAAAUAGAAGUUAAUUUCCCAGACAAUGUACCCGCUGCAAAAGGAUCAACAGUUACGCUGGAGUGUUUCGCCCUUGGGAACCCAGUCCCAGAGAUCACCUGGAAGAGGGCUAACGGCGUCCCCUUCCCCAGCAAAGUCAAAAUGAAGUACUCGAAUGCCGUGCUGGAGAUCCCCAGCUUCCAGCAGGAUGAUACAGGCGGAUACGAAUGCGUGGCUGAGAACAAGAUGGGCAAGAACACAGCCACUGGUCGUCUGGCCUUCUAUGCCAAGCCUCAGUGGAUUCAGGCCAUGAAGGACACGGCCCUGGCCAUAGAGGAGAGACUGUACUGGGAGUGCCGGGCCAAUGGAAAGCCGAAACCCUCUUACACGUGGCUGAAAAAUGGCCAGCAGCUACUCUCAGAGGACAGAAUCCAUGUGGAGGAUGGAGUCCUGUCAGUGUCAGCGCUGACACUAUCUGACGCCGGCAUGUACCAGUGUGUGGCUGAGAAUAAACACGGCGUCAUAUAUUUUGCUGCUGAACUAAUGGUUUUAGCCUCUCCCCCAGACUUCACAGGGAAUGUCCUCAGAGCUUUGCUCAAAGCCAAGGCAGGAACUACAGUGACUUUAGAGUGUAAACCCCAGGCCUAUCCCAUCGCCAGCAUUUUAUGGAAGAAAGGAAACCUGCCUAUCCACACCAAUGACAGGAUCACACUCUCUCCAGAUGGAACACUGAGGCUCGCCAAUGUGAGCAAAUCUGACGCAGGCAGCUAUACAUGCUUCGCUCGGAAUAGAUUUGGCAUGUCGAGUACAACGGGAAGGCUCCUCGUUACGGAUCCAACCAGAAUCACCCAGGGGCCAGCGGACAUGGAGAUCAUUGUGGGCGAGAGCAUCGUGUUACCCUGUCAGGUCGCCAGUGACCCCGUCCUUGACGUUUCUUUCUCCUGGGCCUUCAACGGACAGCUCAUCGCCAAGGGAGACGGUCACUUUGAGCUAGUGGGUGGGAGAACAGCAGGAGAUCUGAUGAUCAGGAACAUUCAGCUUUACCAUGCUGGCAAAUAUAUCUGUGUGGUGGACACGGACGUUGAGAGCCUGUCAGCCGUGGCUGUAUUGAUUGUGAAAGGCCCCCCCAGCCCUCCAGACUCUGUGACGGUGGAGGAGGUGACAGACAGUACAGCCCAGCUGGCCUGGAGACCCGGCAGAGACAACGGCAGCCCCAUCACCAAUUACCUCAUCCAGACCAGGACUCCCUUCACUGUGGGCUGGCAGAGGGUAAACACAGUCCCUGAGAUAAUCGACGGGAACACGCUGACAGCCACUGUGGUAGACCUCAAUGCCUGGGUGGAGUAUGAGUUUCGGGUUUUGGCCAAAAACAGUGUUGGCGUCGGAGAACCCAGCCCUGUGUCAGUCAAGACCAGGACAGAGGACGCAGUUCCUGAUGCAGCGCCAGGUGAUGUGGGUGGAGGAGGAGGAAGCAGAUCUGAACUGGUCAUCACAUGGGAGCCUGUCCCUGAAGAACUACAGAAUGGUGAGAGCUUUGGUUACAUCAUUGCUUUCCGCGCCUUUGGAGAAGUUAGCUGGACUCACGUGGCCACCUCUGCCCCCGGUGCAUCACGCUACGUAUACCGCAACGACAGCAUCGCGCCCUUCUCUCCGUUUCAUGUCAAGGUGGGCACUUACAACAGCAAAGGACAGGGUCCCUUCAGCCCUGUGGUCACCAUCUACUCUGCAGAGAUAGAGCCAAGUGGGAUGCCAGCGGGAGUUUGGGCCAGAAGUGUCUCAGCCUCUGAGAUUGAGGUGAAUUGGCAGGCUCUCUCCUUCACCCCUGAAAGGGUUCUGGGCUAUGAGGUGGUUUACUGGGAAGAUGACACUAAGCCGGAGACCAUGGGAAAGGUUAGGGUGCCUUGGAACCAGACGUCUGUCACAGUGAGCGGCUUGGCAGGAAACACACAGUAUUUCCUAACGGUCAGUGCUUUCAACACGGCAGGCACCGGCCCCUUCCUCCCUGCAAUAAACGUCACCACAAAAAAGCCACCACCAGCACAACCACCGCUGAAUGUGGAAUGGACCCUAAUUGGCUCUCAGCUGUCUCUUUACUGGGAACCUGUGGUGGCAAUGGAAUCAGAGUCAGAAGUUACAGGCUACCAACUGUCAUACAGGAGACAGAGACACAAAGAGGUAAACACACUCACAACAGCCAAUUCAACGGUAGAGCUGACCCUCACUGAGGAAGAGGACGACUACAUCAUCCACAUUCAGACGCUGAGCGAAGGAGGGCUGGGCCCGGCCUCGGAUCCCAUACGAGUCCACCAGCUAAGUAUGAGUGCCCGCGGCUCAAGAGCCUGGAGUGUGGACAUCUCUCCCCUCUCCCUGCUCCUCGCCAUCACAAUAUCAACAUUCAGGUCAACGUCGUGACACAAGAACAAACUCUGCUUUGUUUUUCAACC
This is a messenger RNA of Morone saxatilis (striped sea-bass), 3113 nucleotides long. It is a transcript of the gene cntn3a.2, whose product is annotated as contactin 3a, tandem duplicate 2. The record is from RefSeq and is a predicted model, not a curated record. Gene Ontology annotation, biological process: cell-cell adhesion. Bases 1 to 3081 code for a protein of 1026 amino acids. NCBI's taxonomy places the organism in Eukaryota, Metazoa, Chordata, Actinopteri, Moronidae. Gene Ontology annotation, molecular function: protein binding. The transcript has 22 exons.